Hylaeus anthracinus is the source of this 825-nucleotide messenger RNA. RefSeq names its product protein FAM166C-like. Lineage: Eukaryota; Metazoa; Arthropoda; Insecta; Hymenoptera; Colletidae. Bases 218 to 823 code for a protein of 201 amino acids. The transcript is spliced from 3 exons. The record is from RefSeq and is a predicted model, not a curated record.
UUGGAAAUAUUUAAUCAUGAUCCUAAACUAAUCCUUGAUGGUUAUGCAAGUUUAGUUCCUCGUGUAAAAUUGACAUUGACUAUGGUUUGCAGUUAUUUCAGGAAAUUGAAAACCAAGUUCUAACUCAUUUGUUUUUAUUUAUGAAAAUUCAAAGUAACAAAUAACCUGUAGACAAUAAGCAUUCCCUUGAUUUAGUGUGCAAAGUGUGAAGCUAAAAAUGGUUGUGGGUAACUCAAAUUCUUCAAAAUCUCAACCCACAUUUUAUCCACCCUCGUUGAUGCCGUCCUACAUGGGUCCACAUCCUCCAUCCAAGUUCGAUCGCUCUUUGGAGGAUGGUGGAGCUACUAAUUACUUCCAAAAUUACAGAAACCGAGUCCUAUCGAAGAUUUCGAUGCCAAUUUACAAAUGGGGAAUGGAAAGUGUACCGUACAGUCCAAGGCCUAAUAUUGCUGCAACUAAAAUUCACCGUAGCCUUAAUCGCAACUUAACAGUUCCAUUGAAUGACAUUUCAAGAAUCGACGCAGCACGCAUGAAAGAAAUCGACAAUUUAUACAAAGGAGUUCAAUUGCAUCGUAAACAAUACAUGGACCACACUGGCAGUCUUCAUCCUUUGGAAUUCUUCAAGCCUGAUCAUUAUAAAUACCAGUGUGCACCAGGAAUGACAUUGUCAUACUUUUCUAAAUAUCCAACGAGUUUCGUUGCAUAUAAAAUACCUAAUGCUUUGCCUCUGACAUACGAAAGGCGAAAGCAAACACCUUAUAUACCGGAUAUGUCCCUUUCCGGCAUUUAUAAUCAAUCAUCCUGCAACGCUUAUAGGAGAUAAAU